Molecule: messenger RNA, 1968 nt
Organism: Acyrthosiphon pisum (pea aphid)
Lineage: Eukaryota; Metazoa; Arthropoda; Insecta; Hemiptera; Aphididae
Exons: 3
Coding region: 1273-1968 (231 amino acids)
Molecular function (GO): RNA binding; zinc ion binding
Source: RefSeq, a predicted model, not a curated record
AAAUAUACUUCAAUAGUUAUAAUGUACCACAAGCAAAACAUUUUCAAAAUCUACGAAUUUAUGGUCGAGAAAAAAAAAGUACCAGUUGCCAAAUUAUUAUUAUAGAUGCCAGUGUCGAUACCUACACCAUGACAUCAGACAUACAGACAGAUUGCUAUGAUGGAAAGCGAUCGAAAAUUAUAAAACCAUCGACAGCGACGGAUAGGUAUUUCACCGCGAGUAAAAUAGAAGAACGCGCACAACAUUGCGUUGUCGUCGAAUCAGGAUAACACGAGCGCGGUGGAUCACUUACUCUCGACCAUAUUGUACGGACUGUAGGUGCGGACGAUUCCUAGAUCGUGCAAGUUCCAGCAAUUGUUGCCGAAUCGGCAUGAUCCUCUUAUGUAAUACAAACAAACCGAAGAAGAAGACAUGAUGGACGUGUAAUCGUGCAAGUUCCAGCAAUUGUUGCCGAAUCGGCAUGAUCCGCUUAUGUAAUACAAACAAACCGAAGAAGAAGACAUGAUGGACGUGUAAUCGUCGAAGGCUCCUGUUGUUGUAGCGUCUUAUCGGCAAGUCCGCGUAACGUCGCUGUUAAACGUUGCGGUGUAGUCUACCUACGUCGUCCAACAACGGUAUUGUGUGGCUGGCUGGUGCUGAAACGACAGAGAGUGUGUACGUGGCUUAUGCAAUAUACGCAGUUAGGAAACCUAGUGUAACUACGCUCGAGCUCCGGAUGGAAAGCUUUGUAGGCGUGUCCUACACCCGUGCGAUGGCGGUCGACUGUUACUGUUUGUUAUGGAAGGGUGGCGGGGGUCUCGGAGUUUGGCCCGAAUGUUAGUCAGCUCCUGCAGUAAUCUGUCUCGCGAUGCGAGUGUGACCAUCACAUAAUUGUGGUAACACUGUGAAGUGUUGCUGUAGUGAUACAUACAUAUAUAACAUAGAACAAAAUCAACCAAUGAGAAGUGGAGAACUACGAUAUAGGCCGGAGGUGAAGAAGAUGCGUAUCUAGUGCGCAAAACUAGUAAAACUGUGAUGAUAGCUAUAUAAUUUUUCAUGCCAAAAGCCAAGAGUUCAACCAAUAUUUCUAUGUGUUUAUCGAUGUCGGCUAUAGUUCGGUCGCAUUUUACAAUAUUUGUUCACGGGGAGCCGCUCAAGUACUUGACGACGAUAAUAUAACGUGUGUUUGAUCACAAUAUUAGAAUACCUACCACGCUCUUACAUAAGUAGCCGUUCCUGUUCCUAAACAGAAUUUCCAGAGAGAACACCGAACGAUACGGCAACUCGCGCAAAAUGGCGUUUUACUACUCGAAACGUUUCCCAAACAUGUGUAUGAGCUCAACGUUCUACGACGACAUAAUGAAAACCACCGAAAUGCACGUGAACUAUUACAAAUCCCGUUGGUUUGAUUUUGGUGAACUAUAUUUAGAGCCAUCUUUCAAUGAAGCCCCAGUUCCAUGGACUAAUCGUUCAGUAUUACAACCAAUAGAGUCACCAAUAAAAUCAGCUGAAGCGAAUAAUAAUAAAAUACAUGUCAUCAAGAACGAUGAUACUAAAAGUGGCAGCAUUGACUCAGAUAGUUCUAGGUCUGAAACUUCCAUUGAUGAAAAGACUGCGUCAUAUGCAAAAAUAAUCAAAUAUUCCAAACCUACCAAAUCAAAGCAAUAUGAAAAACUGGAUUAUAAUAUUAUUGAAAAAUCUAGAAAAGAAUCUAUUAAAUCUAAUAGAAUUCUACUAUCUAAAAAAAUAUCAAUUAAGCUGCCUAUAGCUCCAUUCCUACCAAAUAACCAACAUUGUGCAUUUUGUAAAAACAAUGGUGAAGAAGAGUUUGUUUAUAGAACACAUUUUCUUAAAGAUGAACUUGGGAAUGUGAAGUGUCCAAUUUUAUCAAGGUACACGUGUCCAUAUUGUAGUGCAACUGGGAAUAAAGCACACACUAUUAGUAGAUGUCCAUUUAGCAUCAGGCAUAUUUUAGUUUUAUCUCUUUAA